AGAGUACAGAGGGUCAGCACAGAACAUGAAGAGACAGAGACAGACAGACAAAGACUAACGGACAAGUAUUUUUAUGAAUAACGCGGCUAAGCAACACAGUUCCAAGACUGUAUGGUAGGGACUGGGACAUGGUCUCUGAAAUGCAGGUAAACUCAUCCACCCCUUCAUUCAGCUGACAAAAUGGCGAUGACAGAUCUGUUGAAAGCUGAGGAGAUCAAGAAAGCUCUUGAUGCCUUUGCAGCAGAAACAUUCGACCCUAAAAAGUUCUUUGAAAUGGUUGGAAUGAAGGCCAUGUCAGCUGAAAACGUCAAGAAGGUCUUCCAGGUUCUGGAUGUGGACGGUAGCGGCUUCAUAGAGGAAGAAGAGCUCAAGUUUGUUCUGAAGGGCUUUUCCAAGGAGGGCAGAGACCUGACCGACGCUGAGACAAAAGCAUUCCUCACAGCCGCAGACAAAGAUGGAGACGGCAAGAUCGGCAUUGAUGAGUUUGAGACCUUGGUGCACGAGUAGGAGAUAGCUGAACACCCCCUUCUUCUUCCUCCUCCUCCUCUUCGUCCCUGCAUUCAUAUUUUGUAACUGCCACCUUCAAACUCCUCUCACCCUCCUCCGGACCCCACACAUGGAGUCAGACCAGGCCUGCUCUCUACACACCACUACAGAAGCAGGCCAACAGGGAGUUACCAUGAGGAGGAACAUACAGGCAUCAGUUUCUUUUUUCAUUUUUUAUAUAUUUAAUCACACAUGCUGAAUGGGUUUCAGAAUCAUUCUUAAUGAUUUCAUGAAGAUAGUUUGUGGUCUCAAAACAGGUGGUUCUAGUGCUGUAGAUGGUGUAGAUGUUAUAAAGACUUCUUAAACCUUAUUUUUCCUUUCUCUGUGUAUUUCAGGUUGUGCAUUUUGUCUGAUUGGUUUUACUUCUAGAUGUUCACAUAUCAGUGCACUUUCCUCCCACUCCUCUUCCUCAUCCACCUUCCUUCACCUCACCUCCUCUCCUCUAUCUCCUCCUCCUCCUCCUCACUCCCUGCCUCCGAUCUGAUGAUGUAGUAAAUAAAAUGAUAUAUAAGGAGAGCUAUGAAGAGAGAAACGAUCUGAGUAAGAAAUGAUAAUAAAAAAAACUUGAGUAAUAA
Messenger RNA from Morone saxatilis (striped sea-bass), 1121 nucleotides. It is a transcript of the gene pvalb7, whose product is annotated as parvalbumin 7. The transcript has 6 exons. The record is from RefSeq and is a predicted model, not a curated record. Gene Ontology annotation, cellular component: cytoplasm; nucleus. NCBI's taxonomy places the organism in Eukaryota, Metazoa, Chordata, Actinopteri, Moronidae. Bases 181 to 507 code for a protein of 108 amino acids. Gene Ontology annotation, molecular function: calcium ion binding.